This is a messenger RNA of Rhinocladiella mackenziei CBS 650.93, 2310 nucleotides long. RefSeq lists its product as uncharacterized. Gene Ontology annotation, biological process: protein phosphorylation; chromosome segregation. Gene Ontology annotation, cellular component: nucleus; cytoplasm; centrosome. Lineage: Eukaryota; Fungi; Ascomycota; Eurotiomycetes; Chaetothyriales; Herpotrichiellaceae. The record is from RefSeq and is a predicted model, not a curated record. The transcript is spliced from 3 exons. Gene Ontology annotation, molecular function: ATP binding; protein kinase activity. Bases 1 to 2310 code for a protein of 769 amino acids.
AUGGCGCUCGAGCUUGCCAACAAUGACAAGUACGAGGUCCAAGAAAUUAUCGGCCGUGGUACUUUCGGAAUCAUUCGUAAAGUUCGUCGGAAGGAAGAUGGACAUAUUCUUUGCCGGAAGGAGAUAAACUAUCUCAAGAUGUCCCAGAAAGAUCGCGAUCAACUGCACGCCGAAUUCUCCAUCCUCUCCUCCCUCAACCAUCCGAACAUUGUUGGCUACUUUCAUCGUGAGCAUCUCAAACAAACCCAAGAGUUAUACCUGUACAUGGAGUAUUGCGGUGGCGGUGAUUUGGGCUGCGUCAUCAAAGAGCUCAAGAGAAAGAAUGAAUUUGCCAAAGAAGACUUUGUCUGGAGGAUCUUCAGUCAGCUGGUCACGGCCCUAUAUCGAUGUCAUUAUGGCGUGGACCCUCCCGAACCGGGAUGUGACCUUUCUCGACAGAAGGACACUCGACCUCCACUCAAAGGAAAAAUGAUAUUGCAUCGAGACCUGAAACCAGCAAACAUCUUUCUGGGCGAAGAUCAGUCUGUCAAACUGGGCGACUUUGGCUUGUCCAAGAUCAUGCAGUCGCACGAUUUUGCCUCGACCUAUGUUGGGACUCCAUUCUACAUGUCUCCAGAGAUUUGCGCGGCCGAAAAAUACACGUUGUACUCCGAUAUCUGGUCAUUGGGAUGCAUCAUGUACGAACUCUGUACGAAGGAGCCUCCGUUCAACGCAAACUCGCAUUUGCAGCUCGUUCAACGCAUCCGCAAAGGCGAGUUCAAACCAAUACCCGGCAUUUACUCAAAGGACCUUGCGAAUGUCAUUGCCAGUUGUCUAAAGACCAACCCGACGCAUCGUCCAGAUACCAGUUCCUUGUUGACCGUGCCUUACGUCUGGAUCGCUAGGCGACAGCAAGAGAUGGUCAGCAUUGGGAAAGCCUUAAAGACUCGGGAGGAAAUUGCCGAAUACAAACUGAAACAGGCGGAAGAACGACUGUCUGCACUGGAAGCAGACCGAACAGCCAUGAGGGCCGAAAUCGAUGCCCAAUUCCGUCGUGAAUGGGAGGUCAGAGCACGACUCGAAAUCGACCGACAGGUGCAGUCAGAAUUGGAGAGACUCCGCAAGAAAUUCGACAAAGAGGUUGAAGAGCGCGUUGGGCAGAUUCUGGCCAAGCAGAAUACGACUGUUGAUUCCCGGCCUCUAAGAGAGACCCAUAAUCCUCCAGCGACAGCCUAUAACAAAGAAGUCUUGAACCCUCACUCGUCGAUCAACACUACCGGCGAAGAGGAGUUUCCGUCGACUACGGAUAUCACCGACCUGUCUGAUCUUUCUCUCAAUUCUCCAACAACAUCAACGUCGGGACCAAUGCCCCCCAAGAAAUCGAAGACGCCCUUUGCCCGCUCCCGCACUACAAUCGAAUCUCCCAUGGACAUUCAAAUGUCAGAACCCUCACCCAUGUCCAUCUCCUCCCUCGCUUUAUCACCUCGUCGGAAUGCUGCUGCUCAGGCUACCGCCAAUCCCACUGUUACAGCGGCGGGAGCAAAGAACAUUUUCGCAGAAGCUGCACGCCAAAAGGCCAAGUGGGAACCCAAAUUGGCUUAUUCUUCUGAUGAAGGAGAGAACAACAAUCUGUCAGAUGAUUCUGACGACGACGGUUUCCCUGAAUUGCCCAGUCCUACAAGACCAAGAGCAACUGUUGCCAGUACUGAUCCUUUCAAGAAUCCAGCACCACUGCCCCUGAAGAGCAGACCAGGGUUAAUGAAACACGACACUACAUCCGCCCUGCACAAAUUGACGGCCAAGCCAACAUUAUUCCCUUCUAACAAUACCACUGCGCAAGUGAGGACAGGAAUUGCAUCAACCAGUGCAAGUAAUGCGCACAAGACAGUGCCGCGAACGACCACGGAGGGUGAUCUGAGGGCCAUAGCUGUCAAACCCACAAGUCCAAAUAGACGCCUUAGCAAGAUCCCCAGUCGUAAUGACCUGAGAGAACAGGCCUCCGCGGAGGAUGGAAACACAAGCCCACUAAGACGUGCAGCAACGACGGGAGGCAGACUUCCCAGCAAGCUUGCUGCCGGAAAACAACAAGUCGCCGUCAAUGCUGUAGGUGGGCGGACGUUGGUGGAACUCGCACAGGCCCGAGCCGGCGGCCGACCUAUGAGUGCCGAAUUGGGCGGCAAUCUGUACAUGAAAGCAAAUAACGGGGUGGAGAACCGGGAGGGGGAGAAAGAGUUACCACCUGUUCCUGUCUGGGACCCCGAGACUAUGGGAGAUGACCUUCCGAGUCCGUUCUUAAAGCGAGAUGUCAAAACAAUCCGAGGACUACGAUGA